Molecule: messenger RNA, 1568 nt
Organism: Diachasmimorpha longicaudata
Lineage: Eukaryota; Metazoa; Arthropoda; Insecta; Hymenoptera; Braconidae
Product: lachesin-like
Exons: 5
Coding region: 574-1443 (289 amino acids)
Biological process (GO): synapse organization
Cellular component (GO): neuron projection membrane
Source: RefSeq, a predicted model, not a curated record
CGAACUGUCGGAGCACAGUGCACGGUACAGCGUUACCCGGCGAGGCAGUGUCAAGCCGUUGCUCUCGGGCUGUCGUGAAUAGAGUUAAAGAGAACCGCGAAAAGUACAACAACGCCCUGAGGAGGAGUCCGACGAUACGCGUUCGGUCCAUACAACUUUUUUUUUCAUUUUCAUUUUAAUCAGUUAUUGUUGUGCGCCAAAGGAAAAAGACUGGAAAGGUCCGGGGAAUGGGGAGUUCCGGAGGGUUGUGUGAAGAAUGAGAGGGAGCAGAGAAGAUAUUUUACGAGUGAAUCACGGGAACACGGGGGGAUUUAAAGUUUAAAAUCCUGGAAUAAAUUGUCCUUUUUUUGGGAAAAAAAGGAAGCUCCUGCUGGAGAUCGAGACGGGGGCAGAAGGAAGAAGGAGGCUUUUUACCCAAACAGAGGGGGUGGAAUAUAGCAAAAGGAAAAUGGAAAAAAGUAAACGAGAUAGGGUGGAUGAUCUGACGGCAGCGGAAAAACUAUUGAGUUGGUGAAUGACAAAAGACUGAAAGGGAAAAAAAAACGAACAGAGAAAGGAAAAAAAAACGAUAAAAUGCGGAUUUUAGUCGUUUCACUGCUCCUGAACGUUGCCAUGCAGACCAGAUACACCUCGACGUAUGUCGAGGCUGAAAUGAUUCAUCAGUCGCGUGGAGGUGUUAACAAUGCUGUGGAUAAUGGAGAUGCAUUAACAGUGAAAGUUCCAGCGAUGAAUUUUGGUACUGAAAAUUCCACAACUAUUCUCGCACAGUCCGGCUCGACUGCUCUACUGCCCUGCGUCGUACACAGCAUCGGAGAGGGGACUGUCACUUGGAUCAGGCGAAAGAGUAUACAACAUCAAUUACUAACCGUCGGACUGACUACCUACGCUAGCGACGGUCGUUUCCAGGCUAUCCACUUUCAUCAUAGUGAGGAUUGGACCCUUCAAAUAAAGUACGUUCAACCGAGGGACGCUGGUAUGUACGAGUGCCAAGUUUCUACACAUCCACCCACAAGUAUAUUUCUGUUUCUCGAGGUCGUUGAGGCACGAGCGGAAAUUGUCGGGCCAGCCGAGAAAUUUGUCCGUCCAGGAAGUACUCUGCAGCUCCACUGUCUGGUUAAAAACUCCACCGAGACACCGUCUUAUCUAUUUUGGUAUCACAACUCGCGAAUGAUAAAUUAUGACUCCGAUCAAGGUGUCAAUGUCAGUACCGAUCUUGUUGUACGUGAGAGUUGGCUAGAGGUACCGAAAGCAUCCGAUCGUCACUCUGGUAAUUAUACGUGUGAAGCUAGCAAUGCUGUACCGGCUCGUGUAUUCGUGCACAUAUUGAAUGGUGACAAUCCAGCAGCAAUGCAGCACAGUUUAGCAUCGUUGGAUAAAAAUUCAACACUACUCAUAGCUAUUAUUUGGCUCACUAUUUUCAUCCUACCGAGUGCAUUUUUUUAAUGGAGAGUCGAUGAUUAAUCAUUGGAGUUACAAGGUUUAUUGUGUGUAAAUAUUGGUACAAUCUGUGGGUAACUGUACAUAAUCCCAUGCAUGUGUAUACUAUGAAUAAAUGAUAAUCUACUUCA